Molecule: messenger RNA, 1783 nt
Organism: Schistocerca americana (American grasshopper)
Lineage: Eukaryota; Metazoa; Arthropoda; Insecta; Orthoptera; Acrididae
Gene: hgo
Product: homogentisate 1,2-dioxygenase
Exons: 10
Coding region: 105-1439 (444 amino acids)
Biological process (GO): L-phenylalanine catabolic process
Cellular component (GO): cytoplasm
Molecular function (GO): homogentisate 1,2-dioxygenase activity
Source: RefSeq, a predicted model, not a curated record
UGGUCUUGUUUACUCGAGGGGAUACACCGCCCGGCCUUGGGUCCCUGGCAACCGCUCCGUUGCUGCGCUGUUGACAACCGGCAGCUGCCGCAGACGAACGCGCCAUGGACUUCGAGGGCCUCAAGUACUUAACUGGCUUUGGCAGUGAAUUCACCUCUGAAGAUCCAAGGUGUCCAGGAGCCCUGCCACAUGGGCAAAACAGUCCUCAGAAGUGUCCUUAUGGACUGUAUGCAGAACAGUUAUCUGGCUCUGCAUUUACAGCUCCAAGAGAAGGAAAUAAGAGAUCUUGGCUAUAUCGUAUCCGGCCAUCAGUCAUACAUGAACCCUUUCAAGCAUUUGCAAAAAAACACUUUGGGAAUAAUUGGAAUGAAAAUCCACCAAACCCAAACCAGAUGAGAUGGCUACCAUUUGAUUUGCCAAGUGAUGAUCAACAAGUUGAUUUUGUCGAAGGUCUUCAUACAGUCUGUGGAGCUGGUGAUCCUCGAACAAGACAUGGAAUAGCUAUACAUGUAUAUCUAUGUAACAAAUCAAUGGGAAACAAAUGCUUUUAUAAUUCAGAUGGAGAUUUUCUUCUGGUGCCACAGCAAGGUGUACUGUAUAUUACAACAGAAUUUGGGAAAAUGACUGUUUCUCCAAAUGAAAUCUGUGUCAUCCAGCAAGGUAUGAGGUUUAAUGUGCAUGUUACCAAACCAUCACGAGGCUAUAUACUGGAAGUUUUUGAUAAUCAUUUCCAGCUCCCAUACCUAGGACCUAUUGGUGCAAAUGGUCUUGCCAAUCCACGGGACUUUCUCACACCUGUUGCAUGGUUUGAAGACCGUUCAGUUGAAGAAAGUCAGUACCGAGUUAUUAGUAAAUUCCAAGGACAUCUGUUUGUUGCUCAGCAAGGGCACAGCCCUUUUGAUGUCGUUGCAUGGCAUGGGAAUUAUGUCCCAUAUAAAUAUGACUUGUCUCUCUUCAUGGUUAUCAAUGCAGUGCAGUUUGAUCAUUGUGAUCCAUCGAUCUUUACUGUACUUACUUGCCCUUCAAACAAACCAGGAACAGCUAUUGCUGAUUUUGUCAUAUUCCCACCUAGAUGGUCGGUGCAAGAACAUACAUUUCGUCCUCCUUAUUAUCACAGAAACUGUAUGAGUGAAUUUAUGGGUCUUGUCAUGGGCAACUAUGAAGCAAAGGAAGAAGGCUUCCUGCCUGGUGGGGCUUCUCUUCACUCAAUGAUGACACCCCAUGGACCUGAUACACAGUGUUUUGAGGCAGCAUCAAAUGCAAAACUUGUCCCUUGUAGAGUGGCAGACGGAACGCAGGCCUUCAUGUUUGAGAGCUCACUUAGUCUGACAGUAACAAAAUGGGGAGAAGAGACAUGUCAAAAAUUAGAUGCUUCAUAUUAUAAGUGCUGGCAGACACUUAAAAAACACUUUAAUCCAAAAGAAAAAGAACCACAGUAGAUGUUUUUACAGCUGUGGUAAUUCAUUCAUAAGCAGAAGCUGUAAACCAAUGUUUCUGUAAAAUUGUGUUUCUAUAAUUAUGUCACCUUCAUUGUUGGUGCUGGCCUCUACCUACACUAUGAAAUAUAUUGUACUAAUCACUCAAACAAUAUACUUACCUAUGGUGUAAUUGAUCUGCUUGCCAUAACUCAUGAAUGCAACUGCAAACAGCACCAAUGUACUGCAAAUGAUGAAUUAAUAUUUCUUAUGGAAUUUGACACCCUAUUUCAUUCUAUAUGUAUCAGAAAGUAGCUCUGAAAUAUGCAAAGUAAAAAAUAAAAAUAAAUUUUAUUGUUUGUAAAUAA